CUCGAGCGUUCGGUAGCAUGGCGGUGGCACCAGGCCAUGCCUUCGGGCAGUCUGCGACGGUCUGGGCCAGCUCCCAGGCGAUUGCUGGCGCACCCGUGGCCUGCCAUCGCCGCCGCCCGCCUGCGCCACGCGCUCGGCGCGAUGACGGCGGGCGGCAGCAGCGCGGCUGAUGCGGCGCCCGAGCCGCCGUAUGCUUGCGUGCCCAUCACCCCGCACUUCGGGGCCUACGUCUACGGCUUCCGACUGGAGGGCGAUGAGCCGCUGCCCCCUGACGUGGUCGAGAAGAUCAAGGUCGACAUGAGGCAGCAUCGGGUGCUGGUGUUCAGGGGCCAGGGGCAGGUGAGCGGAAAGCGGCAGGUUGAGAUCUCCAGGCAGUUAGGCACGGUGGAGAGCACGUUCUACAAACAUCCGAAGAGCCCCCACCCCGACAUCUUUCGCGUGUCCAACGAUGAGACCGAGGGUUGCACCAACGUGGGGCGCACUGGCUGGCACAUCGACGGCACGUUCCAGUCUAUGCCGUUCAAGUACCAGACCAUGCAUUUCCACUCCGUGUGCGAAGGAGGGGAGAUACACACCGCUUCGCGGGGAGCACGGCCAGGCAAACCCUAUCUCCCGGGACACGUGGGGCGGCGCUGCUGGAGCUUGCCACCCGCGUCGCGCGGGGGUAAUUGUCCUCCGCCAUUUCCAGGGGUCCAGUAUUUCAGAUGGAAUAUGUUAACCAUUAUCCUGGGGUUAUAACAUAAUCAACCACGGUCGACGAGGAUUUCACGACUACCCUCGGUAAACAUACUCAGUAUUGGCCAUGUCCGACACUGGCCCCCCGCUGACCUGCAGAUUGAGGUUGCUGGCUUUCCCAUCGCCGGGGUGCACUUGACCGAAUGUUGCCCUGGUUGGUUGUCUCAGUGGCGUCGCAAAGGGCCUCUGAUGCUCCUCCUCGCCCUCUUUCUCCUCGACCUCGCCCUCGCCGUCGGGCUUGCCGCCCCCUCCUCAUUACCCAUGCCCCUUGUCCUAAUUCCCUCAUCCUCCUCUUCCUCCUGCGCUUCCCUCCCCUUUUCUUCUGGC
Messenger RNA from Prorocentrum cordatum, 1062 nucleotides. NCBI's taxonomy places the organism in Eukaryota, Dinophyceae, Prorocentrales, Prorocentraceae. The record is from the annotation of a GenBank genome assembly.